UUCUUUAAAGUGGGUUAAAUUUUAUAUUACUUUUUUUAAAGCGUUUUUGUAAGUUGCCUCACAUGCAUGUCCAGUUCAAAUCAUGGUAUUCUUCUGCGCGAGAUGUGGUUUUUUAUGUUGGAAGAAGUAUAUGCGUUAAGUUAUUUGGCUUUAAGUUUGUGUGUGUUUUUUUAUUUAAACACUAACUGUAUACUUGUUUGUUAAGGUAACAGUUCCACAGAAGCUGUUUCAUCAUGAGCCGUUUCUUUGCCAGAGGCUCUGAUUCAGACAGUGAAACUUCCUCUGAAGAAGAAGAAGUAUUAGUUCGUCCUCAUAAACCAGUAGUUGCCUUCGCAGUGAGCGACGAUGAAGAUGAUGUGAAACGUGUGGCACGACCAAUUAAGGAGAAACGAUAUGAAGAGGUCACUGGCCUCAUCAAGAAUAUCAGGAGCUUUAAGAAGAACAAGGACAUGAUCAGCAUGCUGUCUACAUUUGAGGAUCUGACACGUGUUUAUGCAAAGGCCGUCCCCUUCAUUGUUGAGGAGAGUGGAAGCACUCCUAAAUUCUAUCUGCGUUGCCUCAGUGAAAUGGAGUUAUUUGUCAGCACACUGUGGGCCGAUCAGGAAGGAAGGAAACGAAUGUCGAAGAUAAACUCAAAGUCGUUGGCAUGCCUGCGGCAGAAGCUGCGAAAAUACAACAAAGAAUUUGAAGCUGAAAUUAAUCUAUUCAAGGAGUCAUUCGAAGAAGAUGGGGAAGAGAGUGAGUCUGAUGUAGAUUUGGAAGUAAAAUCACAGUCAAACAAAAUGGUUGACUUUGAUUUGACAGUUGCUGAUGCACCUGUACAACAGAAGUCGUCUGGGGAUGAAAGUGACGAUUCCAUAGAUUGGGGUUCUUCAAGUUGUGAAUCAGAGAGCAGUGACUCCGAACAGUACGUUAAUCGCAGGCAUGAGUUUUUUAGAAAGCCAGGUAAAGAGGUUGAAGUAAAAGAUAAGAAGGACAAGGCAAAACAGAAAAGGGAUAAAGAUCGCAAACAGCACAAGGCUGAAGAUGACCAAAGUGAUGGAGAAUGGGAGACUGUCAAAGGUGGUGCUAGUAUACACAUAGAAAGAGAAACUUUGUUUUCUAAAGAUGAAGAAAUAACAUCAGAUGUUCUGGUUAAUAAGUUACAUGAAUUCUUGUCAGCUCGUGGUAAGAAGCGCACUGACCGUCUUGAGCAAAUCAAACUAUUUAAUGAACUUCUCAACAUAGCAGAAGCAAAUAACUUGGGUGUUGUAGUUUCCAUCAAAAUAAAACUUGCAGUUAUAUCGUCUUUAUUUGACUACAACCCAAAGAUUUUGGAUGCCAUGAAACCAGAGCAUUGGUCAAAGCUGUUAAAUGUAUUUGAUGUGACAUUAGAUUUGGUGUUGUCUGUUUCUGAUAUUCACAUUCAAGAAAACAUCCCUGAUGACAGAGAAGAAUUCGAGAAGCCUCCUUAUGUAAUCCGGGGUUGUAUUCUCACAGUUUUGGAACGGAUUGAUGCUGAAUUUUUCAAGAUGCUUAAAGAAUGUGACCAACAUAGUCAAGAAUAUGUUACUCGACUAAAGGAUGAAAUAGCGGUUACUAAACUUAUUGAAAAAGUGGAGAAGUAUUUACUGAGAUUCAAUUCGGGUCCAGAACUUUGUCGGUUUUACUUGAUAAAAAUCAAACACAUGUAUUACAAGUAUGACGAGAAUGUUGUGAAGCAGAAGAGAGGAGAGAUACCAGUAGAUUAUGCCACGAGCAUUAAUUUGAUGGACGAGCUGUGCAAGUUUAUUUACGUUCACGACGAAGUGGGUCGCCUGCGUGCUCAUGCCAUCCUGCACCAAAUUUACCACCACGCCCUCCACGACAACUGGUUUGAGGCACGGGACCUGUUUCUCAUGUCCCACCUUCAGGAAUCCAUCCAGUUCUCUGACACAGCUACACAGAUAGUGUACAAUCGCACCAUGGCUCAGCUGGGCUUGUGCGCAUUCCGCCGGGGUAACGUGGAAGAAGCGCACAGCUGUCUUGUCGAACUGGUCUCCUCGGGGAAGAUGAAGGAACUGCUCGCCCAGGGUAUAGUGAUUCAGAGGGGCUACGAGCGUAGCAGGGAACGCGAGGUGGUCGAGAAGCAACGCCAAAUGCCCUUCCACAUGCACUUUAACCUGGAUCUUCUGGAGUGCAUUUAUUUGGUCUCUGCAAUGCUCUUGGAGGUGCCCUACAUGGCUGCACACGAGUACGAUGGUCGCCGCAGGAUGAUAUCAAAGGUUUUCUACCAACAGCUACGCUCUAGCGAACGCCAGUCCUUGAAUGGUCCUCCUGAGUCCAUGCGCGAGCACGUGGUCGCGGCUGCAAAGUCUCUGAGGAACGGCGACUGGCGUGCAUGUACCAAUUACAUCAUCAACGAAAAGAUGAACGUGAAGGUGUGGUUCAUGUUCCACGAGGUGGAGAAGAUGCACGCUACACUGGUGAGGCUCAUCAAGCAAGCAUCCUUGGAAACUUUUCUGCUGACUUAUGGUCACGUGUUCGACAGCAUCUCCCUGCAUUCUCUCUCUGGCAUGUUUGAGCUUCAGCUACGGGAGGUGUAUGCCCAUAUCAACAGGUUGGUAGCAGAUGAAAUGGUGGCAGCCUCGGUGGAUGGCACGAAUCAGUUGAUGAUCAUGCACCGCAGUUCACAGACGAGUCUCCAGGCCUUAGCUCAGCAGUAUGCUGAUAAAAUAUCUUAUUUUCUUGAAGCCAACGAGAGAAUUCUGGAACUCAAAACUGCCAAUUUCUAUCGUGGAGGCAACUACCGUGAUCGUCAAAACUGGCCUGGUCAGGAAUGGAGUCGUACAAAGCGUGACGGCGGGACUCUGAACUACCAUGCCUCGAAUUAAAACAUUUUUUUUUAAUUAUUGCAUUUCAAAAUUGGAAGCUUUUUUGCUUGUACAAGGUUUUGUUUUAUGUAACUAAUGAUUUAAAAUAUAUAUUUGUUUCUUGAAUUAAAACUUCUAUCAGGUAUGUAGUUAUGAUAUUAAUAUCCUCUCAUUAACUGUUGAAGUGUCUGUACAAUGAAAGUGUUAAAAUUGUAAAAUAUUUAAUUUGCAGAAAUGGAUGUAUACUUUCUGAACAUGUGAACAUUUGUUUCUCUUAUUUAAAACUUUGAGUAAAUUUUUGUUAUUUAAUAAAAGAAUAAAUUUAUAUAUGAAUA
This is a messenger RNA of Bacillus rossius redtenbacheri, 3166 nucleotides long. RefSeq names its product eukaryotic translation initiation factor 3 subunit C-like. Gene Ontology annotation, biological process: translational initiation. Gene Ontology annotation, cellular component: eukaryotic translation initiation factor 3 complex. The transcript is spliced from 2 exons. Gene Ontology annotation, molecular function: translation initiation factor activity; RNA binding; translation initiation factor binding. Lineage: Eukaryota; Metazoa; Arthropoda; Insecta; Phasmatodea; Bacillidae. The coding region runs from base 234 to 2852 and encodes 872 amino acids. The record is from RefSeq and is a predicted model, not a curated record.